Messenger RNA from Babjeviella inositovora NRRL Y-12698, 241 nucleotides. RefSeq lists its product as uncharacterized. The transcript has a single exon. The record is from RefSeq and is a predicted model, not a curated record. The coding region runs from base 15 to 230 and encodes 71 amino acids. NCBI's taxonomy places the organism in Eukaryota, Fungi, Ascomycota, Pichiomycetes, Serinales.
CGCAGCUAUCUGAGAUGACCCUCAUCACUGAUCUGCAUUCGUUAAAGAGACUCUGGAAACCCUCGAAGAAGCCAACGGGGAUUGGGAGGGAGCGGCCCCCAAAGGCAGAGUCACCUUUGGUAUAUCUCCUUCAGGAAACCUCUCAGGCGAUCGUCAGCGCCUUUGUUUACGUAUGUUUCACUAUCCUCCGAAGUUCGCUUAACGAGAUGAUUUCUAUACGAGCAUUCUGAGACGGCGGAGG